UUUGCGUAAAACAAGGGCGCUAACCAAUAGCGUUACAACAGAUACAUCGCAUUUCUACCCCUUUCUCCGUCACUACACGAAUGACGGGGGACUGUGUGAGAGGAAUCGGACCGAUAAAGGUGCAUUUCACGGGUGCCAUUUUUCCACGUCAGUAUGAAGCAGUUUUUUCCACCUGUACAACUUUGUAGAGAUAGAUAAACGGAAGCACCCGAAGAGCCUUUCAAAAUAUUCAGCACUGUGGACACAUGGAGUACACAAUACAAGCCAAGAAUAGAUCAUUUCAGAGACAAGCCUGACAGAUCCCUGACCACAACAAAUUCACCUUGAGCCUCAGCUGAUUCACAUUUACUUUUUUCUACAUUGUGGUUGUAAACAUAUCACUUUGUCUCCUCAGUUCAAAGACGUCCCACAUUUAUCCUCCUUCUUUGCCACAGGACCCUGACAGUGCCCCUCAGAGGGGCAAUGCCAGUUUUGCUUAAUGCCGACACCUCCUUCAGCUCCAAGCAGGAGCUCCUGGACCUACAGGAGUGCCCUCUCAGUGGGGGUCCCUCUCUGGACACUCCCAGUCCUGUGGACUCCCAGACAGGCAGCCCUAUAGGCUCAGGCCCCAGAAGCCCCAGCAGCCCCGGAACUGAUGGCCCUGUUCGGCCCCACAUUUUCACUGGGGCGUCCACGCUCCCUGGGCAGCUGUAUGGGGUGGAAACAAGACCCACCAUGGGAUUAAAGUUGAUCUCCACUGACUUGGAUCAGCUAUGCGGCUGGGGGGCUCUCAGGCCGAAAGGUAUUCAAGUUUUCAACACCCCUCGUUGGGUGCUGUUCUUCCUUUGUGUGGCCUCUUUUCUCCAGGGGAUGAUAAUCAAUGGCUUCAUUAACACGGUGGUCACCUCCAUUGAGAGGCGAUUUGACCUGCGCAGCUACCAGGCCGGCCUCAUCGCCAGUUCUUACGACAUCGCUGCCUGCGUCUGCCUGGCCUUCGUCAGUUACUUUGGUGGGACGGGGCACAAGCCUCGCUGGCUGGGAUGGGGGGUGCUGAUCAUGGCACUGGGUUCCCUGGUGUUUGCCUUGCCUCACUUCACCACACCCCCCUACCAGGUCAGUCUGCCUCAGCAAACAGGAAUGUGUUCUGCCAACCGUACCAGCCCGUGCUGGGACAAGGAGGGCGGGGGAUUGUCCAGCUAUCGUUUUGUAUUUAUGCUGGGCCAGUUUCUCCAUGGUGUGGGAGCUACGCCUCUGUACACGUUAGGGGUCACAUAUCUGGAUGAGAACGUCAAGUCCAACUAUGCACCUGUUUAUAUAGGGAUCUUCUACACCGCAGCCAUUGUGGGUCCGGCAGCAGGCUACCUGCUGGGGGGAUAUUUCCUCAACAUCUACACCGAGAUCCAUCUAACGACAGAGAUGACUCCAGAGAACCCUCUGUGGGUCGGGGCUUGGUGGAUUGGCUUCCUUGCGGGAGGAGCAGCAGCUCUACUGGUAGCAUUCCCCAUCUUGGGCUACCCACGACAGCUACCGGGCUCUCAGGAGUAUGUGGCCAUGCGGGUGUCUGAAGCCCACCAGCUUAAGGACGGGAGCCACACCACAGCGUCAGACCCUCAGUUUGGCAAAUCAGUGAAAGACAUGCCAAGAUCUGUGCUGCUCCUCUUAAAGAAUCCCACUUUCCUGUUCCUGUGCUUGGCUGGAGCUACUGAGGCCACCCUCAUCGCUGGCAUGUCCACCUUUGGUCCAAAGUUCUUGGAGUCACAGUUCAGUCUCAGUGCAUCAGAGGCUGCUACAUGGUUUGGAUAUAUGGUGGUACCAGCAGGAGGUGGUGGCACCUUCCUGGGUGGCUACAUUGUGAAAAGAAUGAACCUGCGCUGUAGAAGUAUCAUCCGUUUCUGCAUGAUGUGUGCAAUGGUCAGCCUACUCGCCAUCUUCAUCUUUCUCAUCCACUGCCCUAACGUGCCAAUGGCUGGUGUCACAGCACCAUACCAGUCUGGUCUGAUGGAGAAACACCACCUGGACCAGUACCAACACCUGUAUGACAAGCCCAGCAAGCUGCGCGUUAGAAACAGCUCCUCUUUAGAGGAGAACCUGACCGUGGGCUGUAAUGCAGCCUGUAGUUGCGUCAGAGAGCUGUAUAACCCGGUGUGUGGGGCAGAUGGUGUGAUGUAUUACUCCCCCUGCCACGCUGGCUGCAGCUCCAUCAACCACACCGAACGCUCCAAUGGCAAACAGGUGUACUCUGGAUGUAACUGUGUGGUGGGUAAUGUGUCCUGGGGCGAGGAGGGCUUUGCUCUGGCAGGGAAAUGUGGCAGCUCCUGCCACCACAUGCCAGCCUUUCUCUCCUUUCUCUUCAUCAUCAUCUCCUUCACCUUCCUCUGUAGCAUCCCAGCACUCACCGCCACACUCAGAUGUGUGCCAGACAGCCAGAGAUCCUUUGGACUUGGCAUCCAGUGGAUUGUUGUGCGUACACUUGGUGGUAUUCCAGGACCCAUAGCAUUUGGCUCUGUGAUUGAUAUCUCCUGCUUACUGUGGCAAGAUAAGUGUGGUGAGCAGGGCUCCUGCUACCUCUAUCAGAACUCAGCCAUGAGCCAGUACACACUAGUAGCUGGUAUCAUCUAUAAGGUUUUGGGUACAAUAUUUUUCUUGUUAGCCAGCAUAUUGUACCAGCCUCCUCCUGAGUCGCCUCAAAGCAGCUGUGAGAGCACCGACCAUGGAGUAGGAAACAUGAGCGACCUGCCCGUCAAAGACUUGCCUGAAGACGGCGUAAUCAUCAACCUGCAUGCCAGCCCAGUACACUCAGAAACUGAAGAAGACUGGAUGCAGAGGAUGCGUUUCCAUGACUACUGUCAUAUCACGACUUGAUGAGUUCUACUGUCUCUCCCUGGGUUCCUCGCUGACAUGUUGUAUGAAGCCUGCCUGAAACAUGCUCGGGAACAAACCACUGAACACCACAAGCACACAUCGCAUCAUUAAUCCACACACACUUGUACUGCAUCUCAUCAGAAAACCACCUACAG
Xiphias gladius (swordfish) is the source of this 2996-nucleotide messenger RNA. RefSeq names its product solute carrier organic anion transporter family, member 4A1 (gene slco4a1). Gene Ontology annotation, molecular function: protein binding. The record is from RefSeq and is a predicted model, not a curated record. Bases 463 to 2841 code for a protein of 792 amino acids. Gene Ontology annotation, biological process: transmembrane transport; sodium-independent organic anion transport. Lineage: Eukaryota; Metazoa; Chordata; Actinopteri; Istiophoriformes; Xiphiidae. Gene Ontology annotation, cellular component: membrane. The transcript has 13 exons.